CCAUUGCUGGUUUUUCGCCGUCAUUGGCACAUUCCUGUACCGAUUGGCCUUGGUUGCUGAUAGAGUUACUGUCACAAGCUACUGAAAUUGAUCAUUUUCAGGGCAAGGAAACUAAUGAAUGGAUUGGUUUCAGAAGAUAGAUUAUGCUUUGGUGCACCUUGGAGGCAUCCUCCUCAAGGCGAUGAUCCAUGAUCGUAACUGCCUAAGCCUGCCGCUAGUAGAUAUUGUCCGCUUUGGCCCGUUACGUAUCGUCGUCAGCCUCACAGUUUUAAAAUGCGUGUGCUUGGUAGAGGUUUUCACACCUUUAUAAGGAAUGCUUCGUUCCCCUCUCCGACCAACGUGGGAUCUCACCAUGCUUGAUCUUGGACUGCGCAAAGAUUCAGCUGAUGAAUUUGUGAAUUCUCUUGUGGAUGUGGAAUUUGGGGGACGGGUGGAUUCAGGAACGUGACUCAAUAAUUUCAAUAUAAGGCUUACAAGAGUAAAUGGUGCAUUCUCACCAAACAGGUUAUAGCUUGAAUGGCGCAUAGGUCUACGUUUUCCCGCUCACACAGUGACAAAUCAAACAGGCGGGUCCCCUUUUCCAUAUAGAUCGAGAGCGACCCCUUCACGAUUAUUGCUUUACUAUAUCUCUUCAUUGCCUGCUGCGGCUCCCCCCUCCACUCCAAUGCCAGCCACAAAGUUUUUGAUCAAUCAGCUCAUUCAAUCUAACUACAGAAACUUUCUUUAGAGCCAACUUUUUCAGAUAUGGAAAUGGAAAUGGAAUGAAUGGACAGGGUAUUGCCCGUCAUUCUGCUUCCCAGUUUCUCUCUUCUACACCACCACUCAGCCAUGGCAGACAUGAAGUCCUGUUCCUGAAGGUCUACGGAACCCUUAAGAAUUGGAUUCAUUUUACUAGAACUCCUUUGUGGGUCUUUUUCGUGUCAGUCCAGCAAUUUGGAGGGGAAAUGGAGCGGCCAAAUCGAGGGCAGAGAUGGGCCAAUUUGAAGCAACGGCUAGGACUGAUGAAGGGGAUUGGGUGCUGUGGAGGUUCAUGGAGUUCAACAUCGUCAACUUUGACGAUGAUUGAUGGUAUAGGUUUAAGCCGCCAUGGAAGUAGCCGCAGCCAUAGAGACGAUGGGACUCGGAGCUCUGCAGCUUCCGGGAUGAACUUGGCGAUGGCUCUGGCGGCUGAGAGAAACUUGACCGAGGAAGGAGGCCCCACCGUCGGCAAUGUGAAAUCACUGGUGAGAUUAUUUGAAGAAAUAGACGGUGGGGAUUGGAAGACGAGAAGAAAGGAGAGUGAGAACAACGGUGAUUGGUUGUGCUGCGUGUGCAUGGAGAGGAGUAAAGGUGCUGCUUUUAUUCCCUGUGGACACACCUUUUGUAGGGUAUGUUCUAGGGAACUACGGCUCAACGGAGGCACAUGUCCUAUUUGCAGCCGUUCGAUCAUUGAGAUUCUUGAUAUUUUUUAAGAUGGAAGAAAAUCCAUUUUCGUUUUGCUAAAUUAUUGUCUUCACGUGAUCUUUGUGUUUUUAUAUGAAAUAAUGGAAGAAAGGAUAAGGCAGCUGAUUUUUGGUUUGCACAA
Cucurbita moschata (crookneck pumpkin) is the source of this 1564-nucleotide messenger RNA. RefSeq lists its product as uncharacterized. Lineage: Eukaryota; Viridiplantae; Streptophyta; Magnoliopsida; Cucurbitales; Cucurbitaceae. The record is from RefSeq and is a predicted model, not a curated record. The coding region runs from base 762 to 1451 and encodes 229 amino acids. The transcript is spliced from 5 exons.